AUGUCUAAUAUCGUUGGAAUCGAAUAUAACAGGGUUACAAACACUACAUCUACCGAUUUCCCUGGUUUUUCCAAGGACGGUGAUAAUGUUUGGGAUAUUGAAAAGUUCAAAAAUACAUUUGAUGUUAGGAUAGGUAGCUUAACCGAAAGAGAGGCUAAUUUUGAUUUAGUUCAUGUGGAUACCUCCAUUGCCAAUGCAUUUCGUCGUAUUAUGAUUUCAGAAGUUCCAUCUGUAGCAACAGAAUACGUUUAUUUCCUUAAUAACACUUCAGUGAUCCAAGAUGAAGUUUUGGCCCAUAGAAUUGGAUUAGUACCAUUAAAGGUAGAUCCUGAUAUGUUAACAUGGGUGGAUCAUUCCCUACCAGAGGAGGAGAAAUUUACAGAUGAAAAUACUAUUGUUAUGACGUUAAACGUAAAAUGUACUAGAAACCCAGAUGCUCCCAAGGAUUGUACUGACCCAAAGAUUCUUUAUAGAAACUCUCACAUCUAUGCUCGUGAUUUAAAAUUUGAACCACAAGGUAGUCAAGUGGAGACCUUUGCCAAGUGUCCUGUGAUACCUACCGAUCCGGAUAUUCUUUUAGCUAAGUUGAGACCAGGUCAAGAAAUCUCUCUAAGGGCUCACUGUAUUCUUGGUGUUGGUAGUGACCAUGCCAAGUUCUCUCCAGUGGCUACUGCUUCUUACAGAUUACUGCCUCACAUUGAUAUCAGGGAACCAAUUAAAGGUGAAUUAGCUCAGAAGUUUCAAAAAUGCUUCCCACCAGGUGUUAUUGGUAUCAAUGAAUCUACUGAUGAAGCCUACGUGCAAGACGCUAGAAAGGAUACAGUGUCUAGGGAAGUAUUGAGGCAUGAAGAAUUUUCCAAUAAAGUUAAGCUAGGUAGAGUAAGGGAUCACUUUGUGUUUAACGUGGAGUCUACAGGAGCAAUGACGCCAGAAGAAAUUUUCUUCAAAUCGGUUAGAGUCUUGAAGAAUAAAGCUGAAUAUUUGAAGAAUUGCCCUAUAACGCAGUAG
Zygosaccharomyces rouxii is the source of this 1008-nucleotide messenger RNA. It is a transcript of the gene RPC40, whose product is annotated as DNA-directed RNA polymerase core subunit RPC40. Bases 1 to 1008 code for a protein of 335 amino acids. The record is from RefSeq and is a predicted model, not a curated record. The transcript has a single exon. Gene Ontology annotation, molecular function: DNA binding; protein dimerization activity. Lineage: Eukaryota; Fungi; Ascomycota; Saccharomycetes; Saccharomycetales; Saccharomycetaceae. Gene Ontology annotation, biological process: DNA-templated transcription. Gene Ontology annotation, cellular component: RNA polymerase III complex; RNA polymerase I complex.